CGAAGCGAACGUCUGAGGCCCGUUUCUUCGCGUGUUCUGAAACGCGCAGUUUCCGCGAAUCGGUGCUCGAUGAAAAAAGUCCGCGCUGCGAUGUCGUGCUUUGCAGUCCGGCGAAAAAAUUGCCUGAACAAAUGAAAAUAGGAGGAAGAUUGGGACCAGUGUUAUCACAAAUGCAGUCAAUAUGGAUUCUCAUGUCGGUCUUGACUACAUUGUGGAUAACCCCGAUUACUGUACCAAACUUGCCUCAGCACUAGACACAGCUUGCACGUCCGUGAAGAAACAAGUAGUCGAAUUACUCUCAGCCCUGUGCGUUUACAGUCAAGAUGGACGACAACGUGCCAUUGACACCCUUCACAUUUAUCAGGAACGUAAAGACGAACGAUAUCGUUUACGAGUCGUCGUCGAUGAAUUACAAAAAGCAACGGCUGAAGACUAUCAAACAGCGUUGCUGGCAUUCAUCAAUUGUAUAGUCAUUUCCACUCCGGUCCUCAAGGACCGAGUUCGAAUUCGAAAUGAAUUUAUCGGUUUAAAGCUGCUCUCAAUUCUCAACGAUCUUCGAAAAGAGAAGAGUCACGUGCCGGAUCUAAGAGUGCAAUUGGACGUUUUCGAUGAUCAACGUGAGACUGAUGAAGAAUUGUCCAAUCAGGGACCACCAGGAAUCGAUCUCUCGUCUCACGUCGACGUUUUUUACGCAAUCCUUGGACAGAUCGCAGACACACCACAAGAAAUACCAUUUUUAAGUAUUCUUCAACAUUUAUUGCGACUCGAUCCUAAGGAAGCUGCAAGUGAUCUUUCUUGGGACACCGCCGAAACGUUGGUCCAUCGGGCAACACUUUUGGAGAACAGGGACGAUGCCACGAAACUCCUGAGGUCUCCUAGUCUUCAAACAAAUUUGUGUUGCCAUUGUCGAGCAGCCGAUCAGACCUGCAGUACAAAUAGAAAGGCCUCGGUACCGACGAGUCCACCACCUCCACCCCCUGCCCCACCGGUACCAUUAGCACCACCACCGCCACCAAGUCCUCCCAUAAGCUUCGCGUUGCCUCCUCCACCACCGCCUCCCCUCUUCAUUCCAAUAGCACCUCCAGAUGUCCCAAUGGAGCCACCUCUUCCACCGCCCCUUCACGUUCCAACCGUUGCAAGGGCUCCAACUCCCGAUCCACCCAGCAACAAUGCAAAACUUCUACCCCAACAGGAAAUUCCCACCCCCAAGACGAAAAUGAAGACCAUCAACUGGAACAAAAUACCAAAUCACAAGGUCAUUGGAAAACGCAAUAUCUGGGCUUUGGUGGCAAACGAGCAUCAAAAUUCCCCAAUGGCCGAUCUUGAUUGGGCGGAAAUGGAAGGACUUUUUUGUCAACAAGUCCCUCCAAUCUUGCCACCCACCACCUGUUCCUCUAAUUUUGGUCCAGGAUUAGAUGCCGAAAGACGUCGUCGUGAACCUACUGAGAUUGCACUUCUCGAUGGAAAAAGAAGCUUAAAUGUGAAUAUUUUCCUUAAGCAAUUUAGAAGUUCAAACGAGGAUAUAAUCCAAUUAAUAAAGGACGGUGGUCACGAUGAUAUUGGUGCGGAAAAACUUCGAGGACUAUUAAAAAUACUUCCCGAAGUCGAUGAACUCGAAAUGCUUAAGAGUUUUGACGGCGACAAGUCGAAACUCGGAAAUGCUGAGAAAUUCUUCCUACAACUCAUUCAGGUGCCAAACUAUAAAUUACGAAUCGAGUGUAUGCUACUCAAAGAGGAAUUUGCUGCAAAUAUGGGAUACUUGGAGCCCAGCAUCAAUUCGAUGAUUCUCGCUGGCGAGGAUCUUAUGACAAAUAAACCACUACAAGAGGUUCUCUACAUGGUUUUGGUGGCUGGAAAUUUCUUGAAUUCGGGAGGAUAUGCAGGAAAUGCAGCUGGAGUGAAAUUAUCAUCACUGCAAAAAUUAACGGAAAUCCGGGCCAAUAAACCUGGAAUGAAUCUCAUUCAUUAUGUCGCUCUGCAAGCUGAGAGGAAACGAAAGGACUUGCUCAGCUUUGCCCGAGGAAUGACGACUUUAGAUUCGGCAACAAAAACAACAGUCGAACAACUCAACAAUGAAUUCAAUUGUCUUGAUACAAAAAUCAAGAAAAUAAAAAGCCAAAUACAAUUGUCUUCAACGGAAGCUGAUAUUCAGGAACAAAUGGCUCAAUUUUUACAGAUGGCAGAACAAGAGAUGGAUCAAUUAAAGAGAGACAUGGAAGAAUUGGAGGGAGUAAGAAAAUCACUAGCCGAAUUCUUUUGCGAGGAUUCAAAUACAUUUAAAAUUGAAGAAUGCUUCAGGGUUUUCCAUCAUUUUUGUCAAAAGUUUAAUCAAGCCAUUGCGGAAAAUGAGCGGCGAAAAAUCCAAGAGGAACAAGUACAGGCCAGAAGAAAGCAGAGAGAAGAACAAUUACUGGCUAAAAAGAGACUUCUUUACAAUCAAGUAGAGACUCCAGGAUCAGAAUCAGAAUACAAUCUAAUAGAUUAUGGAAUUUUUGAUAUUGCGAUGCCACAAAAAUAUAGUCGCAGUGAUCCUAAGAUCAAAAGACUGCAAAAUGGAAUUGUGACGUCAGAUGAGGAUAUUUCUACUACCGGAUCGCCCAACAUUAGAAGAAGAUUGGGUUCUUGUUCCGGUGGUCCAGAACAGCUAUCUACCAAAGAAGACAUCUACUCCCCUGAUAUCACACCAAAUGGAACACUUCGCCGAAGAAGAAGUCGUAUUCCCUGUGAAGAUGACGAAGGUAACCUCAUGGACUUUUUGAGAACAACUGGUCAAGAUAAUAACAGGGAAAGAAAAUCUUGGGGUAGUUUGGAUCGUUCUUGGGCUAAGAGGGCAAGGGGUCAACCACGAAGAGGUGAUCUGUUGAACGCAGAUUUUUCAGGCGACAGAGAGAGACCAAAUUCACCAUCCCCUCUGGUUGAAACGAAACCAUUUUUACAAGAAGAAGAAGCAAAACCAACUGGUAAAGCAUGGAGGCAAAAAAUUGAGGCUUGGCUUUCGGAAAAUGAAAAAGAAGAACGAGCCGGCGAAGAGUUGCAACGAAAAGCUAAACAAUUGCAGGCCAAUCGCAGAUCGUUCGAAGAUUCAGAGAGCGAAGGCAAAAAUUCAUUAGCAAACAUUCCAAAUGAGGAGAAUUUGCAUGAAAGAUACAGUAAAACUGAUGUUUAUGAUUGGCGUCCAUCUGUGGAGAAGACGGAUGUCAUGCGAACCAUGGAAGCAAUAGAGGAAGCUCAACCACUCUCGUCACAAAAGGACAAAUCGGCUUGGCGGAAAUCAAGUCUUAACGUCCCUAACAGUAUGGAAGAAACUGAUCCUCGUUACACUCGAAGGAUUCGCUCCCGAUUGAGCACGGAAAAUAUGUUGGGCUCAAGUACUUUACAGGCCAUCAGAGAGGAGGAACGUAAAAAGAACAGCAAAAUCCCCGAGAUAAUUAACACCGAACCACAAGAUGAAUUAACAAUUUAUCUACGACAGCCAGUGUCAGUUUCUCAAGGACCAGCGAAACGAAGAUUAUCCCAAAUUGGUAAAAAGAAUCACGACGAGGACACGAUAAGCGAUAAAAUCGAAAUCGACUCGGACAAUAUCGAAACACCACCAGCAACGAGAAGAGUCUUCAGUCCACCAAAAGAAGUCAAACCAGUUGAAAAGGAGCCGUGCAAACGAGAAAGAUGCAGCAAUUCAAUCCAAGGACGUGAGGCUGUGAAGCCAGGCAAUUCAUACGGGGACCUUGGCUCUGGUAACUUUGACAGAUUUUCAGCUGCCAGACGAACGAGACGCUAUAAGAAAAAUCAGGAUCCCGACAAACUCGAUGUCAAUAAUUUAAAACUCGAUACCUCACCAUUAAAAUUAGACACUAGUCAUGAUAAUGCCAUAAUAAUGAAAAUCAAUAAUAACAAUAAUAAUAAUAUUAAUAAUUCAUCACCAAAUUUGGAUAAUUGCAAUAAAUUUCCAACAGUGAAGACGGAGAAUUUCGCUAAUGUUGAUUUGAAAAUUGAGGAACCUGUGAAAAAUGAAAUGCCAUUGAAGAUUGAUAGCCCCCUAAAGAGGGAGGAACCAAUGAAAAUUGAAACACCAUUAAAAUUAGGUCUAUUGAAACAAGAUGAAAGUAAAUUGGAAAAUUCUGAUGAGGUACCAAGAAGACCAAAUAGUUUAUUAAUAAAGAAAGAUGGUGAUGCUGAUGCGAUGCUUCAAGUUUGGCAGGAGAAAUUAAAACGUCGUGACGUCACUCAUGAUAUUGAUGUGGCUUUAGCGGAAAUUGCUAAAGCUGAGGAGGAUUUACAACAAUUGUCAAAGUCAGCGGCACAAAGGAGUUCACGACUUCCGGUUACACAAUUGGCGCCGGUGAUUGCCGUGACAAAUACUGUUUUAAGUCCGGUUAUGCAGGAAUCGAAACUCCGCGAUGCGCCUCUUCUUCUCACUGAGAGGGCAAUUCAAAGUCGAGAACGUCGACGAACUAUGAUUGAUCCCAGUCAGGUAAAAGAGGCGAGGAGAGUAAUGAGUGAUUCAACGAAUCAAGGAAUUCCAGAAGUAAUUGGAAAUUACAUAUCCGAUCAUUUGGACCGUACAGAUUCAUCAUUAUUGCGAGACGAAUCAUCGAGACAUUUCCUCGACAAGACUUCAAAUUUGGACACCGAAUCUGGAAGUCCAUUUACACCAGACAAGAAUCGAACAUCAAAACAAAAUUCCAUGUUCAAGAGUCGAUUUAUUCCAGAUUUAAGUGUCACCUCAAUGCCAGUAAAUAAAUCCAGGGACCAAGAAAUGAACGACGAGGGCUUCGAGGAAACUCAAAGUUUAGUCUCCGAAACACUCAGUCAGGAAACAUCGUCGGGAAAUUAUGAAACGGACACUCAUGAUUCUACCAGGUGUUCACCGGCUGAUCUUGGAUGCACUACCAAUGGACAAAGGAGAAUUAGAGAAAUUCCCACACCAGAUUCGAAUUUAACAAGAAUAAAGCCAUUUGAUCGAAGAAAUUCCUCGAUGAGAUUAAAGAGCGACACGUCGAGUUUUCUUCCAAAGAGAACUGGAAGUUUAAAGAGAGAUUCACCACGAAAAGUGGAGCCAAUUAAACGAUCUGAUGUGCUUACAUCGAGAAAUCCACCUAGGGAUGAAGUGGAAAGAUCCGGUUCACGUAGUAGUCUACGAAGUUCAAGGAGUUCUCUCAAUAGUGCGACGUCCGUUAAUACCGUACGGAAUCUUGGAUCGAAUCAUCCUCAUCUAAACAGGUAUACUUCGGCUAUUCGAGCCUUGACGACUGAUCUUCGAAAGGGAAAUUCUCAGGCAAAUACGAAUUCGAAGGAAGCGGAAAAGAGGAGAAUUGCUCCGAGAACUGGAGUCAGUAGAAUUCCAGCGAGCAGGAGUUCGAGCAGUGGCAGCAGUGUUGGUCCAGCUUUGAGAAAUAUCAGAAAAUCUGUUGGCACACUUUCUGAGUUACCAAGAGGAUCGUCCACAAAUUUACGAAGUAGAGCUGUCGUCUCGUCGCGAAGUAGCAGCAGUGGAAGUAGCGUUGGUCCACAGACAGCGAGCCGGCAAAAUAUUGAUAAAUUGGGAGGAAGUAAAACUCGUUUGGUCCAGCCAAGACCCAGUCCCAGAAAUCACAGUUUCAUGAGACCAACUACAGCCAGUGUCAAUAAGGGUUCAAUCCCUAAUCUUCCCAAAAGCAUAAAAACCCUCGUCAAAUAAAAGAAGAGGGCAUUUUUUAUACUCUCUUUCUCUCUAAAACCCAAAUUUUCCAUUAUUACCGAAAGUAGUUUAAAAUAAAUAAGUCAAAAUAAACAAAAAAAAAAUAUCGAUGUUCGCGAAACAAAAAUGAAAAAAAUUUAUAUAUAGAUAUAAAAUAAACCCUUUAUACUUGUAACAAAUACUGAUCAAUUUGUUAAACUAAUUUCAAUAAAAAUAAAGAUAUACUAAA
Leptopilina heterotoma is the source of this 5906-nucleotide messenger RNA. RefSeq names its product cell division control protein 12 (gene form3). Lineage: Eukaryota; Metazoa; Arthropoda; Insecta; Hymenoptera; Figitidae. The record is from RefSeq and is a predicted model, not a curated record. The coding region runs from base 182 to 5677 and encodes 1831 amino acids. Gene Ontology annotation, biological process: cellular component organization. The transcript is spliced from 28 exons. Gene Ontology annotation, molecular function: actin binding.